Molecule: messenger RNA, 5146 nt
Organism: Oncorhynchus keta (chum salmon)
Lineage: Eukaryota; Metazoa; Chordata; Actinopteri; Salmoniformes; Salmonidae
Product: zinc finger protein 521
Exons: 3
Coding region: 704-4867 (1387 amino acids)
Source: RefSeq, a predicted model, not a curated record
GGAGAACGCGUUCUCUCUCUCGAUCGAUAACAACAGCAUUGAGCGCGUCAUUACAUUGGAGAGAAAUUGUUACGUGAUCCUCACAUUUGAGAGUUACAUUGUACGUUAGUGAGCGAUCUAGCUACACACAUGUGUAGUCUGAAGUACAUAAUUGAAAUAACUGGUUGUCUCAUAUCUAGUUAGGGGUGUAUUCAUGACGCUAUUCUGUUACAAAUCGUUUCGGAAACGGAAGCAAACAAAACGGGGCGGGACCUACCAGAAUUUGUCCAAUUUGCACGAAUGAUUACACCCUAGAUUUUCUGAAUAAAAACACAUUUUUGAUAACUUUAGCCUAGCUAACGCUAGUACCAGCAGAGAGGAGAUCUAACUUUUUAUUUAACUAGGCAAGUCAGUUAAGAACCAAUUCUUAUUUACAAUGAUGGCCUACCCCGACCAUACCCGGAUGCUGCUGGGCCAGUUAUGCGCCACUCUAUGGGACUCCCAAUCACGGCUGGAUGUUAUAUAGCCUGGAUUCGAACCAGGGACUGUAGUGACACCUCUUGCACUGAGAUGCAAUUAGACCAUUGCGUCACUCGGGCACAUAGCUGGACAAUAUCAUGGAAGUUAACAACCCUCUUGGCCAAUAUUAGCAACAUUUUGCAGAAAGUGACAUUAGAACUAAUGUUUUGCCUUUGGGAGUUUAACUAUCCCAGUCUACACAGUAAUGCCAAACAAACUGGCAACUAACCCUUCUAUCUGUGGGAGCCAGUAUACGGUUGCUAUGGAGAUCGCCCCGGAAGACAUAGUGAUUCAGGAUACCUUGGGGGCAGAGGUGGAGGUACUGGAGGACGUGAUCAAAGCCCACAAGCAGAGUCCACCGGAGAUCCCCAGGUUUUCUGUGCCACGCCCGUUCUCCAUGCCAGAGGACUCGAGUGACGAUGACUGUGACCUGUCAGGGGACAGCGUCUCUGCUUACGGCAUGCAUUCCAUGGAGCUGGGGGGAAAGUGCUGGGAAUGUGGCGUGCAAUUCAAGUCUGGCCAGGAGUUGAUCGAACACUUUGAGAGCCACGGGUCCAAGGUCUCAACAUCCUGCAACAUCUGUCGGGUGACUUUCAGUCGCACAAUAUCACUGGCUAAGCACCUAGUCAACGCACACCCAAACUCAGUCCUCCAUUGCAGCAACUGCCAGCUGCAUUUCAGCAACUUGUGGGAUCUCAACAAGCACAUAGGAAUACACUUGUUCACUGAGUUGUUAAAUACACCCCUUGGGUACAUCUCAAAUAAUGUCUUGAAUAGCAGUGAAGAGACUUUAAAGGGACAGUAUACUCUACCUUCAGCCUUGGCCCUCAAACAUGAUGACAACUCAAAUGAUGGCUUGAAUGGAAGUGAGGAGACUUUAAAGGGACAGCAUACUGUUCCUUCAGUGGUGGCUCUUGACCAUGAGUACACCUCAAAUGAUGGCUUGAAUGGAAGUGAAGAGACUUUAAAGGGACAGCAUACUGUUCCUUCAGUGGUGGCUCUUGACCAUGAGGACACCUCAAAUGAUGGCUUGAAUGGAAGUGAGGAGACUUUAAAUGCACAGUGUACUCCACCUGCAGCGGUGACCCUAGACCAUACAUACAGAAUGGAAAACAAUGGGAGAGUGUCAAAGACAAGACAUAGGCUGGAGGAAUCAGAGGAGGGGGAAGAUGUCAAACCAGACCCCUCCACUCUGACUCCCUCACUGAGGAUCUGUGUCAAACUGGAGAGAGGGGUUGAGGUUGAUUGCGCCCCCCUCCAGUGGGAUGAGGGGAUGAACGAUGGAGAGGGGAAUGAAUAUAGCACUGAGAGCGCUGGAGGAACAGACAACGACAAGUUAACAGAGAGCAGCGGAGAAACUGAUAUCGAUGAGGAGGACAUCAUGCUGAGUGAAGAAGAGGAGGAGGAAAUUAAAAGCAAACAGGGGGAGGAUAGAAAUAAUGACAUCCACAGCGAAGAAGAGGAUGAGGAUGCUGAGACGGUUAUUGACCAAGAGGGUGAGCCUUCCUCGUCUGAGCGAGAGUCAGAAUUUGACCCAGGAGAGUUAUCAGAUUCUGACUCGGGGUCCAGCAGCACUGGGGAAUCCAGUGGGUCUUCUUACACUCCUGUACGCACACGGAAAGCCAAGACCCGGCCAUCCCGGACUAAGCAGCCCCAGACCAAGUUGUCCCAGGUCAAGCCUUAUUAUUGCAUCUAUUGUGCCAAAGGACCGUAUCAUAAUAUGGAAUUUCAUGUGAAGACCUGCAAUAUGAAGAAGGACUUUCAGUGCUCUUUAUGCCAAGCAGUCUUCCCUACCGAGAUGGCCAUGUUGGACCAUCAGGUUCGGACUCACUCUGAAACCAUAUCUGGCCAAAUGUACGCCUGUGAGUUCUGCCGCCAGGUCUUCCCCGAUCUGGCCAUCUACAAAAACCAUAACUGUCCCAAAAAAGACACACUCCCGCCAUAUGUACCUGAUCCCACUACGUGUAUCUAUUGUGGAACAGGGCCAUUCACUAAUAUGGACGUCCAUUUGAGAGGCUGCAGUUGGAAAGGUCUUACUUGCACUGAGUGCAGGGUACUCUUCCAUAAUAGGAAGGCCCUGCAGAACCAUAACGUUUCAGUUCACGGACAGCUUUCCACUAUGUGUGCGGUUUGCGGCAGAGGGCCAUUCACUGAUAUGGACUUCCAUUUGAGGAGCUGCUCUAGGGAUUGGUCCUUCCAAUGCUCUGAGUGCAAAGUCCAAUUUCCUUCUGAGAAAUCUCUGGUGGACCAUAAUCUUAAAUAUCACAGUGCCACAUCAAAGACCUCUGACCAAGGUGUCUGUGUUUAUUGCGGCUGUGGACCAUUCACUAGUCUGGACAUUCACAUGAGGACCUGCUCUAAGCAGAAGGGCUUAAAAUGCUCUGUGUGCAAAGUUUUUUUCCCUACUGAAUCGGUCCUGGCUGAUCAUAUGGUUUGCUAUCAUAGCACCCCAUACCAUGUCCAUAGAACCCCAUACCAAGUCCAGAGCACGGACUCCGAGACCACUGAAGGUACCUGUCUCUAUUGUGGCAGAGGUCCAUUCACUAGUCUGGACAUUCACAUGAGGACCUGCUCUAAGCAGAAGGGCUUAAAAUGCUCUGUGUGCAAGGUUCUUUUUCCUACUGAAUCGGUCCUGGCUGAUCAUAUGGUUUGCUAUCAUAGCACCCCAUACCAUGUCCAUAGCACCCCAUACCAAGUCCAGAGCAUCCCAUACCAAGUCCAGAGCACGGACUCCGAGACCACUGAAGGUACCUGUCUCUAUUGUGGCAGAGGUCCAUUCACUAGUCUGGAUAUCCACUUGAGGACCUGCUCUGGGAAGAAGGGCUUCAAAUGCUUUGAAGCCCUUCCUACAGAGACAGCCCUGGCCGACCAUAAGGUUCUCGUUCACAGUAUCCCAUCAGAGACCCCUGACAAAGGUACCUGUGACCAUUGUGGCAAGGGGGCAUUCACUAAUCUGGACAACCACAUGAAGACCUGCUCUAAGAGGAAGUGCAUCCAAUGUUCUGUGUGCAAGUUGUUCUUUACUAGUGAUGUUCUGGCCAACCAUAUGAUUUCCUAUCACAGUACCAAAUCCCGAGUUCAGAGCCCAGUCACAGAGAUGCCUGACAACGGUGCCUGUGUCCGUUGCGGCAGAGGGCCCUUCACUAGUCUGGAACAUCACAUGAAGUACUGCAAUAAGCAGAAGGGCAUCCAAUGUGUUAUGUGUAAAGAUUACUUUCUUACUGAGGGCAGUCUGGUGGACCAUAUUGUUUUGGCCCAUGCUGACAAGCUGGUCACCCAAGCUGGUGGGUCCUCCACUACGACUUUCUCCUUCGUACCCAUGGCUAUCUCUACCACCUCAGGCCGGCAGAGCCCCAGUAGCCCCCUGAUGUGUUGCAGUAGUGGCAUCAAGGAGCUGAAACGACUGGCCCCAGUCCUAGUGUCUGAUCAGGGCCACCGUGCAGUUGGCCAACUAACACCUGCUGGACAGUCUGUGUCUCUGCCUAGAGUAAUGCUGUCUACCACCUCCUCUUCCCAGCCAGCUGUUCCUGUGGUGGCCACCUUGCUCAUUGACAACACUGGUGGUGGUCCAGCGAAAAUUACCAGGCUGGUCCCAGUUGCCCCACAGACCAACCCCCCCAAAACGCAGGUCACAGCACCCACGCAUACUAAUACAGCAAAGCCCCUUGGGCAGUUCUCUAACCUUCUGCAACAGACUGUCCAUCAGGCAAAAUCUGUCCAACAGCAGACACCCAGGCCCAUUGCCCUAGCCAUGGACCCUAUCAGAUCCCCCACCACCCCAUCCCCUAGACCUGUCUCAGCCUCUGCCCCGGGGAAAAUCACCAUGAUCCACCUCUCACCUGUCCAUACUCCCCCUCUAGUGCAGUCUUCCCCCCUUACCCUUGCCUUUGCCCCAGCCCCUCUAAGCAUCAUGUGUAUGUUUGUGAAUAGAAGUAAGGAGCUGGCCCUGGAGAAACGCAUGAAGAUGAGCUGGCGCUCUAAGUGCACCUACACCUGCCGCCAGUGCGGCGCCGUCUCGCAGCAGCCCUCGCUCAGUGUGAAGCACCGCUACCUCCACCGGGGCUCCCGGCGGUACCGCUGCCACUGUGGUAGGUCGUUCCUGCGGCGGCUGCACCUCCUGCGCCACUACCUCCAGCACGCCCAGGCCACCCGCUACAUAUGCACUGCCUGCGGGGAGACCUUCGACGGAGCAAAGUGCCUCGCACAGCACAUGGUUGGAACUUCCAACACGACUCGAUGUCUAGGUGACAGCAUAACUUUGAAGCUGAGGAAAGAGUGCCGGAUGCCCUUCUCCUGUCACUGUGGGCAGGUGUUUUGUAGGCCCGCUGCUUUUCUCUGGCACAAACUGAAAAACACCCAAAGGACUUAACACUGAAAUGGGCCCACAGCAGGGCCCAGUCUAGGCCCUAUUCAAAGCAGUGGUUUUUCCAUGCCUCAACACAGGCAGGCAAGCCUAACAUUUACUAUGUUACGGGUAGAGGAGGACAAUGCAGUUUGUGGACUUGCUUGACUUUUUUCACUGAAUGAAAGAUGAUUCCAUAAGAAAUAAUCUAUGUAUGUAUUGGUUUAAAAUGUGUUUUCACUUCCACUAAAACAUUGUUUUCACCAAAAGAGCAAAAAUACAAUCAUAUUAAAAUUAUAUAUUUUA